AUAAAUGGGUUUUUUUUGGAUUAAAAAAACAAUGUCCCGCGACAAGCCUGACUUUUGUAACCACUCCAUUCAAUCAAUAACCUGGGUUGGGGGCUGUUGUCCAUUCUCAUUUGGCGGGGAGUACGUAAACUGUGAUGCGGUUUCGCAUAUUUAGGCUCCUCUCACCAAGGGUGGCAAUGUACGCACCCGCAUCUCAGGCAAGCAAUGACUGUGCAUCCUAGCUUUUUUAUCCCCACUUUGCUUUCCUAAGCCCGGCUUGUCAAUCAUGAACUAUUUGCCACAAGGUUCCAAUCCCACAACUGCUGGAUUCACAUGUAAUACUUGUGGAAUCCGCUUUUUGUCAGCUGAAAUACAACGCCAACACAUGAAGACAGAAUGGCACAGAUAUAACUUAAAAAGAAAAGUGGCCGGUUUGCCAGGCAUCCUGUCCGAAGUAUUUGCAGAAAAAGUUUUGGCGUCCCAGAAAUCUGCGGACGAGGAGCCGGCCGACGAGGACGAGUUGGGAUUUCACAUAAACCACCGCAGAAGGUCUGGUAAAGGAGAAAGACAGUUGACGAAAAAGGAUUUAAAGCAAUUAGCUCGCGGGCAAGUUCGUGGCCGUAUCACUGUUGAGGAUAUUCCAUCAAUUCUGCAGAGAUCGCAGAGCCCAGCAGCUUCCGUCGCAUCCGAAUUCUCGGAGUUUUCUCUUGGUGAGUCCGUGAAUUUGUCAGAAGUAGAAUCUACCGUCGAUACCAACUCCGAGAUCAACUAUUCUGACGACAGCGAGUGGAGUCUCAUACACGAAAGUGAUGAAGACAGCUCAGGUACCGAUAUAGAAGAGGACCAUUUCGAUGAAGAGGCGACACAUGUACUUCCCAACCAUUACUGCUUCUAUUGUGGCAAGAACAAUCAUGAGAUCGAGCAAAAUAUUAAGCACAUGACCAAUAGGCACGCCCUAUAUAUACCCGAAAGAUCGUUCCUCGUCGAUCUAGCUGGUCUUCUCACGUUUAUCAAUGAGGUGGUUACCGUGGAUCAUGAUUGUCUAGUUUGCGGGUUUGACGGUAAAAGUUUGGAAAGCAUCCGGCUGCAUCUUACUUCUAAGGGACACUGUCGCAUUCCAUAUGAAACUGAAGAGGCUAGAGAGGUUGUUGCCGAGUUUUAUAACUUUGACACCGUUGAUCGCCAACCACUUAGAAUCAACAGUAUGAGGAAGAAGAAGAGCGUAGCCUUCCGCCCCGCUUCUGACGAUUCCGAAUACGAAGAUAUUGGAACUAGAGAAGAUGUUGAAGAUGCGACUUCUGAUGUUGUGCUACCUAAUGGUUCUGUUAUCGGUCACAGGGCAAUGGUCAGGCAGCAAAGGCCAAAUCGCCCCAUGGCCAGGGAGUGGAAUGAAUCGGAAAGGACAGUUGCAUUAGUAGACCGGAGGUUUGCCCCAGGUCUCACUGAUUUCCAGGUGUCGAAGCAAGAGAAGGAAAUGAGAAAAUUGGAGGCUAAGGCAAGAAACGUUCAUGAACGAAUGACUAAGCCAAGAAGAGUGAAUUUCCAGCGCCACUUUAGAGAUGAGAUGUUGGGUCAUUCUUAGCUCAUAAAAAUGCAGUUACUUUCUUGCCGCUGGAUUUUUUUGAUGAUCUACGUCAUUUAGUAUAUUAUGUGAUGAUCUUCGUGC
Messenger RNA from Metschnikowia bicuspidata var. bicuspidata NRRL YB-4993, 1645 nucleotides. RefSeq lists its product as uncharacterized. The transcript has a single exon. Gene Ontology annotation, biological process: ribosomal large subunit biogenesis. Bases 266 to 1561 code for a protein of 431 amino acids. NCBI's taxonomy places the organism in Eukaryota, Fungi, Ascomycota, Pichiomycetes, Serinales, Metschnikowiaceae. The record is from RefSeq and is a predicted model, not a curated record. Gene Ontology annotation, cellular component: preribosome, large subunit precursor.